This is a messenger RNA of Magnolia sinica, 1516 nucleotides long. RefSeq lists its product as uncharacterized. The transcript has 8 exons. NCBI's taxonomy places the organism in Eukaryota, Viridiplantae, Streptophyta, Magnoliopsida, Magnoliales, Magnoliaceae. The record is from RefSeq and is a predicted model, not a curated record. Bases 177 to 848 code for a protein of 223 amino acids.
UCAAGAUUUCAGAAACUGUGGAAGCCCCACUCUAUGUUAGGUAAUUGUGCCCUGUUUCAAUGGCAAAAAUGCACCCAAUUCAGAAACUGUGGAAGCCCCACUCUAUAUUAGGUGGAAAGCAGAAAGUCCAUCAAACUGGCUUCAAAUGACAAGUGAGCUUAUUUAUCAAAACAGAAAUGAGAAUGUUGCAAUCACUUAAUAAUGUCUCCCUUGCAGGUUCCAUUCUUGUUUCAACUUUGGCAUCACCAUUUACAUUAGCCGUGCAUUUGCUAAAUUUGCCAAAGCUUUAUAAUCUUUUUGCAGGAAUUUUGAUGUCUACAUUUGACAUGAAGGAUGAAUCCAAGGAAGUGAUUUGGCAAGAUGUUGGUAGUGGGAGGAAUGCUAAUACUGGAAAGGAUAAUGGGGUCAAUCAAAGCACCAACAGAGGCCUUACAUCCACCUCUUCACUAGUUUUGCAGGACAUAGAAAAUAAGGCAACCAUUCCAACCAUGAGGCUUCCAUUCUUUGCUGUUAGGAAUGGCGACGAUUCUUGGUCACUAGAGACCAGUUCUGGGGGUCUAGUAAAUGCUCUUCUUGUUUUCCUAGAUUGGAUUCAUGUGUCUCUAACGUGGGAUAUACUGCUGCCAAAAUUGGAGAUCAUCUGCAGUUCAUUUGCAGCAACUCCAAUCGGCCCUGUUGUUUUCCUUGUGAUCGCAUUCGGGAACUCGGCAGUGAUUAUAAGCUUGUGGCCAUGCCAUGUUGUUUGGACAUACUACUGCAUUGCAAAGGUUGUUCUCAUGCUGAUGGUUAGGUGUUCUUUUGCCCCCCAUAUAGUGACACUUGCUGCCAACAAGAGAGGAAGACAAUGACUAAAACAAGUAGCUGUGUUCCAACCUAGGAUGUAACCUGAACUUCCCACCACAGCUAAACUGUAUGGGGAAAUCUGUCGGUGGUGACCCUUGUGGGGAGGAUUAGAAGGGAAUAUCAUGCUCUGGAACUUCAGUUCAAUCCAUGUAUUGUAAUUAUUACUUUCUUUUUUAAUCCAAGGAGCCAUUUGGACCACACACUCUCUUCUUUGUAAGUACCUUCUUUCUGAAUAGGUCUACUAAUAUGUCAGUCUACUAGAAUAUUAAGGAUAAAGAUAAUGAACCUGCAGUGUUGAAGUUUACCAAUCUCUUGUUCAUCUCAUUCUCUACGAAACUUGUAAGUUUGUUCUUGAUGAAUCCUGGCUUGAGCCCUGCCAGGAAUCUGACAUUAAUUUAUGUGCCAAAUAAAUGUCCUGUGCUAGUAUAUGCCAUAUCCAUGUAUCAAUUUCACAUGUAACUUUUAACGUUUCAUGUGUUAGUGGUAACCCUGCAACUCAGUUUAAUGGUACUUACUGGUUGCCUUCAAUAUAGGUAAAUGAUACAGUUGGAACACUGGCUGGAAGUAGAUACUGCAAUAAUGAUGUUGUUGCUGCUGUAAUCUUGGGUACUGGAACAAAUGCUGCAUAUGUAGAGCGUGCACAUGCAAUUCCUAAGUGGCAUGGUCUUCUACC